UCGGAGUUAACCUAAAAUCAGGAAAUUCAAGGAAAAUAAUAGCAGACAAGCGGUUUCUGUUCUAGAAUCUUGUGAUCUGAGCCUACUUUGGAGGGAAUACUCUUCGUCAAAUUAGUUUCUUUAUGAAUUCACCAAAGUCCUAACACUAGAUGGAGGUCUAUGGAGGUGUUGGAUAACGAGGAAUUGUUAAACAAAAGAAAUGCGAAAAAACAUUUUGAAAUAUGUUUAAAUCUAUUAGAUAAAGAUGAAUUAUUAGAAGCUAUUACGGCAAUUGAAAAGGCUAUUAAUCUUCAGGCUAUUAAUCUUCAGCCAAGAAAUAAACUUUUUAUCGAAUUUUCUGAAUACUUGAAGGAGCUUCUAUUAUCAAGUAUGGAAGAUUCUUGUGAAAGUCCUAAAAUGAGGCCAUCUUCAAUUAAACAAGAAUCUUGUCAUCCUUUGAAGGAAAAUUACAUUCGUUCCCCAAGAAUUUCAAGUGAUAAAAAGUGUUCAAGAUGUUCAUCUAGUUGCAAGGAGAAACACAAUAUAUCUAGUUCUGAGACAGAAAAUCCAGAACAAUUUGAAUCUCUUUUCAAUGAUAUUGACAAAGAAGAAGAGUUGCAGAAUGGCAACAGUGACUGUGAAAAACCACAUUGGUUUCCUAAUCCUGCAAAGUAUAAUGUGGAAGGAUUUAAUAUUGAUGCUAGGUUUCUUGAAGAAGUGUGUAAGCAAAGAGAAAAUGCAGAUGGUUGGGAUACUUACAUGAAACUUCUAAGUGAUGUAAGCCAAGAUGAUGAGAAUACUAGUGAUGGAAGUGACGAUAAUGAUGAUGUUAAUGUCCAGAACAUUGGAAGCAUUAAUGAAUGCUCUGCUGAUGACACCCAUCAUUCAUGUGAAACCAUUUCUUCAUCAAAAACCUGUGAAAUAGAUGAAGAAAAGAAGUCAAGAAUUGAACCUAAUUCCUCUUGUAAGGAGAAUAGUAAAACAACGAAAAGUUCUGAAAAUUUUUCUUCACAUUCGAAGAGCAGAAAGGAAGCUUCAGAAAAUGAUGAUAAAGAAAGGUUAUAUUUCAUGAAUGGAAAAGGAUUAUAUGGAAUUCCUCCUUCUGCUGCAGCUGAUACCAUGAGUGACGAGCCAACGAAGAGCAAACCAACCAGCAGCAAACCAAAGAUGGACCCUUCAGAAAAUGACUUUUAUAAAAAUCUAAGAUUUUACUUUAAUGUUUAUGACUCCAAGUCUGAGUUUAUGAAUAGAAAUAAGGAAGCUGCUUCGAAAGAAACAAGCUCAACAAAGCAACACUUCACUUCUGAUGCAAGUGAAAAACCAUCGUCUGCCAAAGAUGAAGAGGAUAAGUUUCCUUCAAAGAAGAUUCCAUCAUCUGAAUCAGACAGGAGUACACCUCUGAUGACUGAAGAGARGCACGAUACAGGAAGCAGCAACACUCACAAGUCAAAAACGAUGUUUGAUCAACACCAAGAGAAAGUUACUGAAAAGGCUGAAAUACCUAAAAGGGGAAAUUCCUCUGAUACUAGGAAAGGCAAGAAAGGAAACAAGAAUAGCRUUGCAUCGGAAGUUAACAGCAGUGGCCGACAGACAACCACUAGAACAAAGCUCAGUAAGAAACAAAAACACAAUGUUUCUGAAAAAAACAAAGAAAACAAGCAAACUGCUGGAAAUGAGAAAACAACCAGAAUGACGAAAGAAGAAAAGGUUAAAAAGAAGAUACCCAACCACAGUGAGACUAGUGAAGUAAAGGAAUGGAAUGGGCUGCAGACAGGUAAAAAGUGUUGUGUUGCUCUCCUGUGGAUGGUUUACUAUGCUGUCAUAAUCCUAUUGAUUGCACUGUUAUUUGCCCUCAAGUGCUUGUUCUCCAUCAUCAAGUUUCUCAUGGAAAUAAUAAUGUCUUGGAGAAUCUCCAUUAUAGUGCUGAACAAGUUAUCUCUCCUGAAAGGAAAGUUGUUUGCAAUGUUCAUAGUCUUGCUAGUGUGGUUUAUUGGGUCAUACUAUUCAUGUAAAGCAAGGUGCAUCAGAUGGUACUAUGGAAUAAGGACUUUGGGUGUGAAAAGAUUCUUUUUUGGUUCUGGAAGACCUGCACAAACGUACAAUCUACCAAAUUCAGGUGAAGAUGCCAUACAACAGCUGUUACUGAAAAGAAAUAGUGAUCCAUACAGUAUCCUGGGUGUUCCAAAUGAUGCGAGUAACGAUGACAUAAGAAAGCAGUAUAGGAAACUAGCAGUUUUUGUGCACCCAGACAAGAAUUCACAUCUCCAUGCUCCAGACGCCUUUCGUGUUUUAAGUGGUGCUUAUGAUAUCAUUGGUGACCCGGAAAAGCGUCUUGAAUUUGACAGAGAGGUUGCAAGAAGAGAAGCUUUCCAGGGUUCCAGAAGCCAUAAUCCUCCAAGAGAUUUUUCAGAUCCAAGAGAAGUUUUUGCUGAAUUCAUAAGACAGAUGGAAGAAAUACGAGAAAGCCUGUCAUGUGAUGUAUGUAAAGAUAGACAUCGUAGAAUACYGACAGAUAGAGAUGUCAUUUAUGCCCGACGCUGUUACCAUUGCAACAGGAUGCACCCARCAAAAGAGGGCGAUUUCUGGAAAGAAUCCACUUAUUUAGGGUUUGGAAGAUCCAAAUUUUACGCUUGUAUGGAAGGAAGAAUCUAUGAUAUUACUGAAUGGGGCCACUGUCAGGAACGGAAUGGCUUUUCUCUUCCUCCURAUACACACAAAGUCUUGGGUAGGAUCAGCACAAGAUCCAGGCAUCAUACCCCUCCUACAUCCAGAUUUGAGGAGGAGUUUUGGCGUGACUUAUUUGGACAACCUGAUCGAUACGAUGGAAACCAUGGCAACCAUGGCAACCAUGGCAACCAUGGCAAUAAGGGAAACAGACAGCAGCGCCAGCGAAGAAAAAAGAGGAGAUAAGCAUUCAGCGGUAAUUCUCAACGUGCCAGGCUCGAGAUAUAGACAGUAGUUGGUUGGUAAACAUAGAUUCAUUCAACUUAAGGUAGAUAAGCCAAAAUUAUUUUUGAUUGAAAGAGUUUUUCACUGAUAUUACAAUCGAAAAUAAACUAGCAAAAUGCUAAAAUUUCAUGUGUA
Molecule: messenger RNA, 3063 nt
Organism: Actinia tenebrosa (Australian red waratah sea anemone)
Lineage: Eukaryota; Metazoa; Cnidaria; Anthozoa; Actiniaria; Actiniidae
Source: RefSeq, a predicted model, not a curated record